AUGCGCUGUGUCCCUCGGACACAGCAGAUCACCGAUCACGGAAAGAGCCAAAGAUGUCGGCUCGGUCAUGUGAUCAGCGGUGUCCAAUCACAGCUGAUCACAUGGCACUGAUGAUCAGUGUGUCCUGAUGAUCAGUGUAGCCCCAGCAGUGCCAGCUGUCAGUGUCCAUCAGUGCCACAUCAAUGCCACAUAUCAGUGCCUACCAGUGCACAUCAAUGCCACAUAUCAGUGCCCAUCUGAGCUGCCUUUCAGUGUCACCCAUCAGUGCCAGUCAGCGCCACCUAUCAAUGCCAAUCAGUGCCACCUAUCAGUGCUGCCAAUCAGUGCCACCUAUUAGUGCACAUCAUUGCCUCCUAUCAGUGCCAUGUAUCAGUGCUGCCUUUCAGUGCCCAUCAGUGAUGCCUGUCAAUGCCCAUCAGUGCCACCUAUCA
This is a messenger RNA of Staurois parvus, 431 nucleotides long. The record is from the annotation of a GenBank genome assembly. NCBI's taxonomy places the organism in Eukaryota, Metazoa, Chordata, Amphibia, Anura, Ranidae.